Molecule: messenger RNA, 1133 nt
Organism: Thlaspi arvense
Lineage: Eukaryota; Viridiplantae; Streptophyta; Magnoliopsida; Brassicales; Brassicaceae
Source: the annotation of a GenBank genome assembly
AAUUCCUUUUGAGGAUUUAAUUUGUUAGUGCAAUAAAAUGAUGUUCAUAAUUAUUUUUAUAUCAGGACAGUGAAGAUGGAUUUGAAAAAGAGAGAAAUGUAUUUGUAUGGCCCAUUUUAUAAAGUAAAUGUGGAAAUAUUGGGGGGGGGGGAAAGAAGGAAAUGAGGGAAGGGAUGUUGAAAACGACACAAUAGACGACUCGUUGCAUUGAAUUGAGUGAACCCCACACUCUCCCAACGGCCAUCCCCAUCCUCUUCUGUCCCUCCUCAAAUCCAUUUUUCCGCCAUUAAAGAGCACUGUUCAUCUUAAAACUCGGUCACUCGAACGACAAACUACAAGGAAGAAGAAUGUCCAACAGCUCUCCCAUUUUCCCCAUCCCCGAUUCUCAACAUUUCUGCGACUAUGGCUUCGACCCCCAAAUCGACUACUUUCAGGUUAUGGAAGAAGCAAGGAAGCGUAAGAGAGAAACUUGGGCAAAAUCCUCCAUUAACGGUCUUCAGUUCAAGCUCCAAAAACCUAUUUCAAAGGAUGACCCGACCCGAUCCACAUUGCACAGCAAGAGGAAGCAGCGGUGGUGGUGGAAGAAAGCUUUUCCCUUUUUCAAGUGGCGGAAGUGGCCAAUCUCCGCCGUCGGCCUGAACGAAGAUCGUAGGGCCAGGAAUUUCCGCGCCGUAUCCGGGUCGAUGUCGGGUCCGAUUUACGUAACGGAGAGUCGGAGCGGGCCGAGCACACCGUACCGUACGACGACGAGUAAACCAUCGUCGGGACCUAUAGCGGGCACAUUGACGCCGGCGAGGAAGGGUGACGUGGCGACUCCAUAUCUGAGCUUACGAGAGCUUAACAUGGAGCAGCAACAGAGGAUCUCUACUUCUUCUUCGCCCAUUUACUUGGUCACGUAAAAAAAGAUAGAAAAAUUAAUAACCUUAGAAAAAAAUAUUCAUCUUUUCUUUUUGGUUGAGAAAUUCAAUAGAACAAUGUGAUGUUUUUAAGUCUUUUCUACUUUUGCAGUAGGUGAAAGCUUUAAUGUUUCAUCUAUCAUUCACACGUGAAUCAGUUUAAUUGACAUUUUUUUAAUAAUAUAUAUAGAUUAUAGAUACAUGUAUGUUAUAAGCUUGUAUUUAACAUCUUUAAAU